Tetrapisispora phaffii CBS 4417 is the source of this 1677-nucleotide messenger RNA. It is a transcript of the gene GGA1, whose product is annotated as ubiquitin-binding protein. Gene Ontology annotation, molecular function: phosphatidylinositol binding; ubiquitin binding. The transcript has a single exon. NCBI's taxonomy places the organism in Eukaryota, Fungi, Ascomycota, Saccharomycetes, Saccharomycetales, Saccharomycetaceae. Gene Ontology annotation, cellular component: trans-Golgi network. The record is from RefSeq and is a predicted model, not a curated record. The coding region runs from base 1 to 1677 and encodes 558 amino acids. Gene Ontology annotation, biological process: protein transport to vacuole involved in ubiquitin-dependent protein catabolic process via the multivesicular body sorting pathway; Golgi to endosome transport; Golgi to vacuole transport.
AUGUCGGCUAUAUAUUUAACAGAUGCUCCAGUGAGGAGACAACAUACAUCUGGUAAUCCGUUAUUGAGAAAGAUUCAACGUGCUUGUAGAAUCUCUCUUACAGAACCGGAUUUAGCUUUAAAUCUUGACGUUGCAGAUUAUAUUAAUGAAAAACAAGGUGCUACUUCAAGAGAUGCUAUAAUUACAAUUGCUAGAUUAAUCAACACCAGAGAUACACACACUGCGGUGUUUGCGAUUGCAUUGUUGGACGUUUUAGUCAAAAAUUGUGGUUAUCCAGUACAUUUACAAAUUUCUAGGAAAGAGUUCUUGAAUGAAUUAGUUAAAAGAUUCCCAGAACAUCCACCUUUACGUUAUUCAAAAGUACAAAGACUGAUUUUAACUGCUAUUGAAGAAUGGUAUCAAACUCUAUGCAAGCAUGCAUCCUAUAAGGAUGAUCUAGGUUUCAUCAGAGAUAUGCAUAGGCUAUUAAAAUAUAAAGGUUACGUAUUUCCAAAAUUAGAUGAAUCUCAAUUAUCUGUUUUAAAACCAAAUAAUAAUUUAAAGACAGCAAGUGAGAUUCAGAAAGAGCAAGAGAUUGCACAAGCUGCCAAACUAGAAGAAUUGAUCAGACGUGGUAAACCUGAAGAUUUAAAGGAAGCAAAUAAAUUAAUGAAAAUUAUGGCAGGUUUUAAGGAAGAUAAUGUUGUUGAAGCCAAGCAAGCUGUUGUUCAUGAAUUAAACAAGUUAAAACGUAAAGCUGAUUUAUUAAAUGAAAUGUUGAACUCUGGGGAUUUAGAUUUGAACAAUGAAACUAUACAGGAAUUAUACGGCUCUUUAAAGUCCGCUCAACCUAAAUUUCAAAAAAUCAUUGAAGAAGAACAAGAUGAAGAUAAUGGAUUAGUUCAAGAUUUGUUAAAAUUCAAUGAUAAUGUUAACCAAAUCCUGGAAAAAUUCACAUUAUUAAAGUCCGGUGACUCUCAAGGAGCAUCUCAAAUUAAUCCCGAAAAUUUAUCUACUGCUAUUCAAAUGAAUCAGGGCGGUGCUUUGGCAAAUGAAAUUAAUUUAUUGGAUUUUGAUGAUAAUACCGAAUCUUCUUCGCCUGCUCCAGAAUCUAUGACUACAAACACUCAACCAGUGGAUCCUUUAACGGAUCUGCUAGGUGAUCUAAAUGACUUAAAUAUAACAACACCUGCAGCAAGUACACCGAACUUUGGUUUAGGUGGUGAUAUAUCAUUAGGCAGUGCUCAACCAACUUCUGCAGUCACUAACUCCACCGCUGCUCAAAGCGAUGCAUUCGAUUUAUUAGGUGAUUUUUCAUCUUCGAUUCCUCCAACUUCCGCUCAAACUCAAUCAAGAGUGCUAGUUAAUCAAUCUGAGAAUGUUAAGUUUGAAUUCGAAGUUGUAAGAGAAAAUCAAAACUCAUUGAAGAUCAAGUCAUUUUUUUCUAAUUUAAGUUCUUCUCCACUUACCGAAGUUGCUGUUCUGUUAGCUGCCCCAAAAACAAUGAGUUUAAGGUUAAACCCACAAUCAUCCAGCACUUUACGGAGCUUUAUAAAUGAUGGUAUUACUCAAAGCAUUUGGAUUGACAAUGCCCAAGCUAAUGCACCAAAACCUGUAAAAUUGAAAUGGAAAGUUUCAUAUAAAAUUAAUGGUUCUCCUGUAGAAGAAACUGCCGUUUUCACUUUGCCAAACAUUUAG